Molecule: messenger RNA, 258 nt
Organism: Thelazia callipaeda (thelaziosis nematode)
Lineage: Eukaryota; Metazoa; Nematoda; Chromadorea; Rhabditida; Thelaziidae
Source: the annotation of a GenBank genome assembly
AUGGGGGAGGAAGUUGAAAAAAUUGGAGGACGUUUUGUACGUUUUGCUGGUUCUCCCUCAAGGUAUAUCAAAUUGAAUGUUGGUGGUGCAUUGUACCAGACCACGAUAUCUACAUUAACCAAGCACGAUUCUAUGUUACGUACCAUGUUUUCUGGCCAAAUGGAGAUAUCACAUUUAUCAGUAAGUGUAGAUAUAUAUCAAACAUCUUACACUACAAUGCGCACCAAAAUCGGUGAAGCCAAUGCACUGCUAAACUAA